Molecule: messenger RNA, 1812 nt
Organism: Micropterus salmoides (largemouth bass)
Lineage: Eukaryota; Metazoa; Chordata; Actinopteri; Centrarchiformes; Centrarchidae
Product: serine/threonine-protein phosphatase 2A catalytic subunit alpha isoform-like
Exons: 7
Coding region: 168-1097 (309 amino acids)
Biological process (GO): peptidyl-serine dephosphorylation; mitotic cell cycle
Cellular component (GO): cytosol
Molecular function (GO): protein serine/threonine phosphatase activity
Source: RefSeq, a predicted model, not a curated record
CACACAUACAUACACACACGCAAGCACACGCACAUACAAGCUGCGAAUGACCAGAGAGGCUUGCUAGGACCUUAGCCCGGCCACCAAAACGUCAACAGCGAAAUAGCGAGAGGUUUUCCUGGCGCAUUUUAAAGCUGGUCGGCUCGCUAGCUGACGGCAAACCAGGCAUGGACGACAAGUCAUUCACCAAGGAGUUGGACGGAUGGAUUGAACAACUGAAUGAGUGCAAACAGCUAUCAGAGAAUCAGGUCAAAGUCCUGUGUGAAAAGGCCAAGGAAAUCCUGACAAAGGAGUCCAAUGUGCAGGAGGUGAGAUGUCCCGUGACAGUCUGCGGGGAUGUCCACGGUCAGUUUCAUGACCUAAUGGAGCUGUUUAAGAUCGGGGGGAAGUCUCCAGACACUAACUACCUCUUCAUGGGAGACUAUGUUGACAGAGGCUACUAUUCUGUGGAGACUGUUAGUCUCCUGGUUUCUCUUAAGGUAAGGUUCCGUGAACGAAUCACAAUUCUCAGAGGGAACCACGAGAGCAGACAGAUCACACAAGUGUACGGCUUCUACGACGAGUGCUUAAGGAAAUAUGGAAACGCCAAUGUUUGGAAGUACUUCACAGAUCUGUUUGACUAUCUGCCCCUUACCGCACUGGUAGAUAACCAGAUUUUCUGCCUCCAUGGAGGAUUGUCCCCUUCAAUAGACACACUGGAACACAUCAGAGCGCUGGAUCGCCUGCAGGAGGUUCCCCAUGAGGGUCCAAUGUGUGACUUGUUAUGGUCAGACCCAGAUGACCGUGGUGGCUGGGGCAUCUCACCCCGUGGUGCUGGUUACACCUUUGGACAGGACAUUUCAGAGACUUUCAACCAUGCAAACGGCCUAACUUUGGUUUCAAGAGCCCACCAGCUGGUGAUGGAGGGUUACAAUUGGUGCCACGACCGCAAUGUUGUGACGAUCUUCAGUGCACCAAACUAUUGUUAUCGUUGUGGAAACCAAGCAGCAAUCAUGGAGCUUGAUGACACAUUGAAAUACUCCUUCCUACAGUUCGACCCUGCACCACGCAGAGGAGAGCCCCACGUGACACGGCGUACACCGGACUAUUUCCUGUAAGGAUCCAUUGGUGUGGAUGGCGAGAAUCUACACUGAAGCAUUCAUAACCCCAUGGACCAAAAAAAUAAAUGUGUGCCAUAAUCACAAAACGAAAUGCAAACUAUCACAUCUCGCUAAAGACCAAUAUCCUUUCAACUUUUUCCUUUCUGUGCAUGAUGUUUUUAAUGCUAUAAAUGAUUGCUAUGAACAUUACCGUCACAAUACCUGCUGGUUUGUCAGGAAACAUGAGGGAACUAAUGCUGAGAAUAAUGACUAAAUGUAAGUAAUCUUUGUGUUUAGGGUAUUAAUGAUGACCAGAGUGUUGCCAUGUACAGUAUGUAAGGCUGCAUCUUUCACUUGGCAUGGCCUCAAAUCAAAAGUUGCAGUAAAUAUAAUGUGAACUCUUUUCUUUUUGUAACUGAAGCGCAACAGUUUAUUUUGUGAAGUGAGAUAAUAGGGUUAGAUGUUGGAAAUCUGUUCUCUUUGCACUUUUGUAUUUGAUUUUUAUCACAUGGCACUAACAGACUAUAUGUUCUUUUUUAUACCCUGUUAUAGUGUAAGUAGCUCUCUUUCUGCUCUGCUGUCUCUUAUGGGAGUUAAUGUACGUCAUCUAAAUAUUUAAAAUUAGUACAAAUAACAUCAAUUGUAAAAAAAAAUAAAAAAUAAAAAAUAAAAAAUAUUACUUAAUGUUUUGCAGCCACAGGUAUACAAAAUAAACACUGAAGUUGCUUCGUCA